Molecule: messenger RNA, 957 nt
Organism: Lingula anatina
Lineage: Eukaryota; Metazoa; Brachiopoda; Lingulata; Lingulida; Lingulidae
Biological process (GO): proteolysis
Molecular function (GO): serine-type endopeptidase activity
Source: RefSeq, a predicted model, not a curated record
GUGUGAAUAACUUUAGCUAAGCGUUUGCCGCAAAUAUGAGCCGGAAGCCUGUGCGUCGCUAUUGUUUUUGUGGAAAUUCCUCUACUGCCUUGUGCCUGAAUUUCUCUGGCUUACAUUUCAGGACCCUGCUUUCAGUGCAUACACGGCGACCUCUGCAUAUAAAUCGACAAGUGGAACGCAGUAAUAACACAUACAUCAUACAAACACGGACACACGGAUAUACUAAGUGCUACGCAGCCGAGGUCGGAAAUCAUUUCAAACACAACGCACAUAUAAAGAAUUGCAGGAACAUUGUGCUUCGGGAUUUCUAGUUUGACUCAUUUUUAUACCAUCGACAUGAAGGAAUUUAGGAUUGUUUCUCUGGUGGUAUUGUUUUGUUGCUUGGUGAGACUUGCAAGUGGAUUAAAUCUGUGUUUCAGACUGUGUAGCUGGGCUGAAUGGGGGAAUUGGAGUCAAUGCAGCAGCACGUGCGGAGGAGGCUCCAGAACUCGUUCCAGAGGGCUGUGUGCUUGGUUGUGGUUGGAUUUUCACCAGAAAGUAAAGCACUGCAAAAAGUCAGCGUCAGAUGCCUACGACAGCCAGCCAUGCGGCCAGCUUUGCUACAGAGGCUCGUGGUCGGACUGGCACAAGAGGUGCGAGUGCGACCAGGGUUUCAAAGGACGAUGCUGCAAUGAAAAGACCUCUGUGUGGUCAGGUUGGACUCCUUGGAGUCAAUGUUCCCGGUCCUGCGGGGGUCGUGGUAUGCGGAGGCAAACAAGAGUAUGCCUUAACAGUGGACCAGAGGGUUCGGAAAAUGUCUGCGAAGGAGAGUCGUACAGAGCUAGAGCUUGUGAUGUUCCGCCUUGUCCAACCACUACGACAUCGUCAACCUCGGUUCCGCCCACCUCGCCUCCAACCGCACUGGAUUCAGCGUUUCGGUUUUUGAAGAGCAUUCCAGGGAACAAGUCCGUCGCGUUA